AGAGUGUGCAGAAAGCCCAGCUCGGGCUGCUCCGGUUUCACAUGCAUUUUCUUUCUUCCUUUUUGCGCGUGUGAUUUCUUUCUUCCUUUCUUCUCUUCUGCUCUGUUUCCCCCCUUCCUCUGCUCCUUUCGGUGGGUCGGAGGCAUCUGAGCCUCCGAAAGGAGCGACUUCAAACUGCAGUAGCCUCCGGAGUCAGGAGGGUCAAGUUCAGCCGCCGGGGAGGAGGAAAAACAAAUCCCCAUUUGCCAAAAAAAGAAGUUUCAGGCCGGUGCCCCCUCCCCCUCGCAGCCCCACUCCCCCUCGCUGUCUCCUUCUGGCGGAUUUUAAUUCUCUCCUACCGGGCGCAGCGGAGGAGCUGAAGGUGGCUGCACCCGAGGGGCCGCAGCCGCAGCCGCCGCUGCAAGUUUUCUGGGGCUCCUGACAAGCGGGGAGCAGCCCGGGCGCCAGCAUGCAGAGUAAUGUACAGAUCAGCGCUCAAAAUGUCUUCUGUGUCCUCUGAGCGUCUUCUAAGACAAUUGCAUUAGCCUCCUGCUAGUUGACUAAUAGAAUUAAUAAUUGUAAAAAGCAUUCUAAAGCCACAUGCCUUAUGAAGUCAAUGCUGGGUAUGAUUUUACAAAUAUGGUCCGGAAAAAGAACCCCCCUCUGAGAAACGUUGCUAGCGAAGGCGAGGGCCAGACCCUGGAGCCUCUAGGUACAGAAAGCAAGGUAUCUGGAAAGAACAAAGAAUUUCCUGCAGAUCAGAUGUCAGAAAAUACGGAUCAGAGUGAUGCUGCAGAACUAAAUAAUAAGGAGGAACAUAGCUUGCAUGUCCAAGAUUCAUCUUCUAGCAGUAAGAAGGACUUAAAAAGCUCAGUCCUGACUGAGAAGGCUGGCUUCAAUUAUGAAAGCCCCAGUAAGGGAGGAAGCCUUCCCUCCUUUCCACACGAUGAGGUGACAGAGAGAAAUAUGUUGGUUUUCUCAUCUCCAGCUGCUGGGGGAGUCUGUGAGCCCUUGAAGUCUCCUCAAAGUACAGAGGCAGAUGACCCUCAAGAUAUGGCCUGCACCCCAUCCGGGGACUCAGUGGAGACAAAGGAAGAUCUUAAGAUGUCGCCAAAGGCUACUGAGGAAACAGGGCAAGUUCAGAGUGGUCAAGCCAACUGUCAAGGCUCAAGCCCAGUUUCAGUGGCCUCAAAAAUCCCACAAGUGCCUUCAGAUGGGGGUGUAAGACUGAACAAAUCCAAAAGUGACGUACUGGCAAAUGACAACCCAGACCCGGCACCUCUGUCUCCAGAGCUUCAGGACUUUAAAUGCAAUAUCUGUGGAUACGGUUACUAUGGCAACGACCCCACAGAUCUGAUUAAGCACUUCCGAAAGUAUCACUUAGGACUGCAUAACCGCACCAGGCAGGAUGCUGAGCUGGACAGCAAAAUCUUGGCCCUUCAUAACAUGGUGCAGUUCAGCCAUUCCAAAGACUUCCAGAAGGUCAACCGUUCUGUCCUUUCUGGUGUGCUGCAGGACAUCAAUUCUUCAAGGCCUGUUUUACUAAAUGGGACCUAUGAUGUACAGGUCACUUCAGGUGGAACAUUCAUUGGCAUCGGACGGAAAACGCCAGAUUGCCAAGGAAACACCAAGUACUUCCGCUGUAAAUUCUGCAAUUUCACUUAUAUGGGCAACUCAUCAACUGAACUAGAGCAACAUUUUCUUCAGACGCACCCGAACAAAAUCAAAGCUUCUCUCCCCUCCUCUGAGGGUGCCAAACCUUCAGAGAAAAACUCUAAUAAAUCCAUCCCUGCACUUCGAUCCAGUGAUUCUGGAGACUUGGGAAAGUGGCAGGACAAGAUUACAGUCAAGGCGGGAGAUGACACGCCUGUUGGCUAUUCCGUGCCCAUCAAGCCCCUCGAUUCCUCAAGACAAAAUGGUACAGAGGCCACCAGUUACUACUGGUGUAAAUUUUGUAGUUUCAGCUGUGAGUCAUCUAGCUCACUUAAACUGCUAGAACAUUAUGGCAAGCAGCAUGGAGGAGCGCAGUCAGGCAGCCUUAAUCCAGAAUUGAAUGAUAAGCUCUCCAGGGGCUCUGUCAUUAAUCAGAAUGAUCUAGCCAAAAGUGCAGAAGGCGAGCCAAUGAUCAAGGCAGAUAAAGGUUCUAGCGGGUCUAAAAAGAAGGACUUCUCCAGCAAGGGAGCAGAGGAUAAUGUGGUGACAAGUUACAACUGUCAGUUCUGUGAUUUCAGAUAUUCCAAAAGCCAUGGCCCCGAUGUAAUUGUAGUGGGGCCACUUCUCCGUCAUUAUCAGCAGCUCCAUAACAUUCAUAAGUGCACCAUUAAACACUGUCCAUUCUGUCCCAGAGGCCUUUGUAGCCCGGAAAAGCACCUUGGAGAAAUUACUUAUCCAUUUGCUUGUCGAAAAAGUAAUUGUUCCCAUUGUGCACUCUUACUUUUGCACUUGUCUCCUGGGGCGGCCGGAAGCUCAAGAGUCAAACAUCAGUGCCACCAGUGCCCAUUUGCCACACCUGACGUAGAUGUGCUCCUCUUUCAUUACGAGACUGUGCAUGAGUCCCAGGCAUCGGAUGUCAAGCAAGAAGCAAAUCACCUGCAAGGAGCCGAUGGGCAGCAGACUGUCAAGGAAAGCAAAGAACACUCAUGUACCAAAUGUGAUUUUAUUACCCAGGUGGAAGAAGAGAUUUCCCGACACUACAGGAGAGCACACAGCUGCUACAAAUGCCGUCAGUGCAGUUUCACAGCUGCUGAUACUCAGUCACUACUGGAGCAUUUCAACACUGUUCACUGUCAGGAACAGGAUGUCACUACAGCCAACGGUGAGGAGGAAGGUCAUGCUGUAUCCACCAUUAAGGAAGAGCCCAAAAUUGACCUCAAGGUCUACAGUCUGCUCAAUCCAGACUCUAAAAUGGGAGAGCCAGUUUCUGAGAGUGUGGUGAAGAGGGAGAAACUGGAAGAUAAGGAUGGGCUGAAAGAAAAAGUUUGGACUGAGAGUUCAAGUGAUGACCUUCGCAACAUGACUUGGAGAGGGGCAGACAUCCUACGGGGCAGUCCAUCUUAUACUCAAGCAAGCCUGGGGCUUCUGACGCCCGUGUCCGGCACCCAAGAGCAGACAAAGACUCUACGGGAUAGCCCCAAUGUAGAAGCUGCCCAUCUGGCGAGACCUAUCUAUGGCUUGGCUGUGGAGACCAAGGGAUUCCUGCAGGGGGUGCCAACUGGCGGAGAGAAGUCCGGGGCCCUCACCCAGCAGUAUCCUGCAUCCGGGGAAAACAAGUCCAAGGAUGAAUCCCAGUCCCUGUUACGGAGGCGUAGAGGCUCGGGUGUUUUUUGUGCCAAUUGCUUGACCACAAAGACCUCUCUCUGGCGGAAGAAUGCAAAUGGCGGAUAUGUAUGCAAUGCGUGUGGCCUCUACCAGAAGCUUCACUCGACUCCCAGACCUUUAAACAUCAUUAAACAAAACAACGGUGAGCAGAUUAUUAGGAGAAGAACAAGAAAGCGCCUUAACCCAGAGGCACUUCAGGCUGAGCAGCUCAACAAACAGCAAAGGGGUGGCGGUGAGGAGCAGGUCAAUGGAAGCCCCUUAGAGAGGAGGUCAGAAGAUCACUUAACUGAAAGUCACCAGAGAGAAAUUCCACUCCCGAGCCUGAGUAAAUACGAAGCCCAGGGUUCAUUGACUAAAAGCCAUUCUGCUCAGCAGCCUGUCCUGGUCAGCCAAACUCUGGAUAUUCACAAAAGGAUGCAACCUUUGCACAUUCAGAUAAAAAGUCCUCAGGAAAGUACUGGAGACCCAGGAAAUAGUUCAUCCAUAUCUGAAGGGAAAGGAAGUUCUGAGAGAGGCAGCCCUAUAGAAAAGUACAUGAGACCUGCAAAACACCCAAAUUACUCACCACCAGGCAGCCCUAUUGAAAAGUACCAGUACCCCCUUUUUGGACUUCCCUUUGUACAUAAUGACUUCCAGAGUGAAGCUGAUUGGCUGCGGUUCUGGAGUAAAUAUAAGCUCUCCAUUCCUGGGAAUCCGCACUACUUGAGUCAUGUGCCUGGCCUACCAAAUCCUUGCCAAAACUAUGUGCCUUAUCCCACCUUCAAUCUGCCUCCUCAUUUUUCAGCUGUUGGAUCAGACAAUGACAUUCCUCUAGAUUUGGCGAUCAAGCAUUCCAGACCUGGGCCAACUGCAAACGGUGCCUCCAAGGAGAAAACGAAGGCACCAUCAAAUGUAAAAAAUGAAGGUCCCUUGAAUGUAAUAAAAACAGAGAAAGUUGAUAGAAGUACUCAAGAUGAACUUUCAACAAAAUGUGUGCACUGUGGCAUUGUCUUUCUGGAUGAAGUGAUGUAUGCUUUGCAUAUGAGUUGCCAUGGUGACAGUGGACCUUUCCAGUGCAGCAUAUGCCAGCAUCUUUGCACGGACAAAUAUGACUUUACAACUCAUAUCCAGAGGGGCCUGCAUAGGAACAAUGCACAAGCAGAAAAAAAUGGAAAACCUAAAGAGUAAAAACCUUAGCACUUAGCACAAUUAAAUAGAAAUAGGUUUUCUUGAUGGGAAUUCAAUAGCUUGUAAUGUCUUAUGAAGACCUAUUAAAAGAAAAUACUUCAUAGAGCCUGCCUUAUCCAACGUGAAAUCCCUUCUUUUAUUAUUCUUUCUUUCGAUGAGUAGGUUACCAAGAUUUAAAAGUGAGACAAAUGGUCAGUGAGAAAAAAACAUCGAAGAUGGUAAAUAGUCAUGUUUUAGAACAUAGUAAGUCAAAACCAUCUUGGCAAAUGUGUACUGUGGAAACCAUCCACAAGAAGUUUCACCAUACUGUAAUUAUUGUUUGUAAAGAAAGAGAUCAAAGCUGUCUAGAAUUUGGAAGGGUUUACAUUUUAUGAUACUGAAGCAGUAUUGGGCUGGCCAUUGGCCCAUUUGUUCCAAAACCCAUAAAUUGUUGCCUAAAUUUAGAAGUAUCAUGAAAUCCUAGGCAGCUGAAGAGAAAGCUGAUCUCCAGGGCAGUAAAAGGAAAAUGGCGCCCUCUAACAUUUAGCCUCCUCUCAUUGACCAUGUCUCAGAUUUAGAACCAGAAAUGGGAGCUGUGGUUAGGCGUAGUAAGAGAGCAGCAAGAAAAGUGACAGAUGUGGCACUAUGUUUUUGGCCAGCCCUGCCUGUACAUACACAUGCACACCCUCUCUGAUAAUUUUGUCCUUUAGAUGUUCAAAUACUCCUUUCGAAAGUAGUCCUUUUGUUUGCGAUUUAGGUUCAUUUUAUCCAAAUAUACAUGCAUUUUUAAAAAUGAUGUCCUCGAUGCUUACGUAGUCAUUUUAUUUUAGCCAGAUAUUUCUUUCUUGUAUGUGAUGAACCAGUUUGGAUUUAUUUUUUUUAAGCCUCUCUUGAUCACUUAUCUCACUUAGCACAUGAUAAGGAAAGGGAUCCCCUCCGCUCAAAAGGCUAGAUGGAUGCAAAACUUCAGACCAUGGGCUUAAUUUGUUUAGAAUACAUGGUAUUUCUCCACAAGGUAACCUGCUGUAUUUAUUUAUUUUCUUUUGGUUAAAUAUAAUUUCCAAACUUUGUGGUCAGGCAGCGUCUAAGGUUACGUUACCACAGACUGACAGUUGGUAUAUGUACCAAUCAAUCCCUUCAUUAGACUUAUACAGGUUUAGUUUAAGUAGCAUUAAAUAGGAUUCUUAGAAAUAUGUCUUCAUAGUACUUUUAAUACUUAAGGCUUUGUAAAACUAUCCAUGAAGGGAAAGCUCCUCAGCAUAACUGCUCAGGGAAAUAGGGCUAAAUAACUGAACAUUAAAUAAUUGGUUAAAGGUGCUGUUAGUCGAGCCUCAAUGCUUGCUACAAGGAUGUAUGUACAAGGACUGACUUUAAUAAUUUGCAUUAUAUUGUCCCAACCAGUAGUUUAUUUUUUGCCACGGAGAUGUAGAAGAUAUUACAAGCUACUGGAUGCACUGUCAGAUUAACUUAUUUCAUUAAAGAAGUUGGGAGAACAAA
Molecule: messenger RNA, 5940 nt
Organism: Talpa occidentalis (Iberian mole)
Lineage: Eukaryota; Metazoa; Chordata; Mammalia; Eulipotyphla; Talpidae
Gene: TRPS1
Product: transcriptional repressor GATA binding 1
Exons: 7
Coding region: 580-4464 (1294 amino acids)
Biological process (GO): regulation of transcription by RNA polymerase II
Cellular component (GO): nucleus
Molecular function (GO): DNA-binding transcription factor activity; RNA polymerase II transcription regulatory region sequence-specific DNA binding; zinc ion binding
Source: RefSeq, a predicted model, not a curated record